ACUACUCCACUCAUGCCCGGCUCUCACUCCCUGAAUACAGACUUUCCGUGAUACUAGGAAUGGCCGUUUUUCUGAACGACUAUACGUGAUAAAUGAACACAGAAGAAAGAAAAGAAGACAAUAGGAACUAAUGGACAAUGGCAAUAGUUGACAAGAAGUUCAACUGAGUUCUGCAUUUAAAAUAAGCCUAUUUUACAAUUGUCUCAUAGAAACAUUGUAGGCAUUGCUGUAGAAAUAUACUACGUUUUUUUUAAAAAGAAGGCAAACUUGCGAACAGUCCUAUUUUGCCAAACACCUGUCAUGAUUUCGGCGAAUUGAGGUGUUAGACAAACGGGACAUACCCAGCGCGCAUUCCCUCAAAUUUUGGCUACAUGAUACCAUUUUUGCAGAGCAAACCCAUUCCCAUCCGCCAGCAUUCUAACCGAUGUGCCCGGCGUGCUCUGCUGAUGCUCGCAGGAAUUAUCGCAGGAGUUGUUGCCGUCCUCCAAAUCCUUCUCCAACGAACGGAUUACAGACAGUACCAGCUAGAGAUCGUCGGUAACGGUGCCUGACUUUCCCUGGCAGGGUAGCUGCGCGGGACGAGAGAUGAGUUCCCUCCUCUCUACGCUAGUCAUGUUAUCUGUCCAGGCUUUACUGGUGGUCUGCAGCCCCCUGCAGGUCUUAGCUGAUGACCAUGUUAAUUUCAGUGUAUACGUGGAGAAUCAGACACGGGUUCGAGACGCCAUGAGCCGCCGGCAGCACAGAGUCUACCAGCUGUACAGCAGGACAAGCAGCAAACACGUGCAGGUGAUGGGGAGGAGAAUCAGUGCCAAGGGAGACGAUGGGGAUACAUAUGCCCAGCUUGUUGUGGAGGCUGAUACCUUUGGAAGUCAGGUGAGAAUCCGUGGUAAAGAGACCAACUUCUACCUGUGCAUGAACCGUCGAGGCAAGCUUGUGGGGAAGAAGGCUAGUAAUCGCAGUGCAGACUGUGUCUUCAUUGAGAUGGUGUUGGAGAACCACUACACAGCUCUGAUGUCAGCACGCUAUCCAGGCUGGUACGUGGGCUUCAGCAAGAGGGGGCGCCCCAGGAGAGGCCCUCAGACACUGCCCAACCAGCAGGAUGUUCACUUCAUGAAGCGCCUGCCCCCCGGGGAACAGCCCGACCUGCAGCCCUUCCGCUUUACCACGGUCAGCAAGAGGAGUAAGAAAGUGAGAGGGACCCGACCCACAGCUACUACAGCACCUACAUAGUCAAUGCCACAACACAUACCAAAAUGACUCGACAACUGUCCUUCCCCCAGUGAAUUGAAUGUAAGGAGUUAGCUGGGCUGAGCCCAGGUAACGACCUAACUGAGUGGUGCAUACUACAGUAUGUGCAUCAAAAGACUUGGAGCUAAACAAUCUGACCACAUCAGGGAAGAUGUUGUCCUUGCCCUUUUCCUCCCCAUUCCAGAGACAGUGUUGUCUCAAAGACUGUUGAAUUACAAUGUACAGUGCCAACCAGUCUAGUUAGUCCACAGAAGACAGCUUUACUCAGUGUUUGCUCCCAGAGGCACUAAAGUUGCUCUACCAAAGACUACUGAACCAUAGCGUUCAAUACCAAAUAUUCAUGUUUUCAACAUCCCAAAGACAACUGGUCAACUGUUCAGUACCAAACACCCAAACCAACAAAGGCGACUGGACUGUAACGUGUACCCUACAGAGGGACAGUCAUGGUUUCUCAAUACAUUAUUUCUAUGUUUGUCUUCAUAUGACUUAGGAGCUACUGUUCCUGCCUAUUCACUCAAUACAGAAAGCUGCUGUAACAUAGUUAGUACAAUAUCUUAAGUUUGUCUCAUAUGAAAAUAUUUAAGGAGAAAUUGAGAAGUUAUAUGCAUUUUAUUAACAUUGUUAUUAUUAAAAUUAUUUAUUUAACUUGUUGGUAUGAUAGCUGUUUUAGACCAAUGGUAUUGCCUAAUUGAAUACAAACAUAUGGUCCUAAAUGUUACUGGUAUGCUAUAUUGUGUGAUACACAUUAUCAAUAUGCUAAUCAACAAAUGUUUUUCCAUGUUUGUGGCCAUACAGGAAAAGACUCAACCAUGACAUUGUAGACACCAUGCUCUGAGUCGUUGCUGUUCCAUAAAAAAGUACAAGUGCCAUCUGGUGGUCACUGGAAAUGGGAGCAUCUGCACAGAACCUGCCAAACCACAGUCAACUGAUUUAUCCCUUGGAAAACAAGCUGAGCCUAUUGUGACCUUCUCGAUGGGAUGCAGCUGCCAAUACAUAUAAUCAAUUCUGAUCAGGUUAAUACACAUCUUGAGUUCAUAACUGAACGGGAAAUGAGCUAAAACAAGCAGGGAGUACCUACACUAACAGAUAGUGUGUUAUAGAUGUAUCUAGUUGUGAGCAGCGCAGCCCUUUCAUAACUGAAUGAAGGCCUCAACAGCCACACCCAUAAUCAUGUCAUUUCCUGCAGCUGGGAUGUCUUUCCCAGGCAGGCAGCCUGCACGUCUCAGACAUGUGGGCCCUGUAGUACUGAGGAGGGCGGGGCAGGAGGUAGUCUCUUACUGCCCAACACCAUGGAACAUUUCCUUGAGAGAAUGUGUGAGGCAGAGAAUGGGCUGAAUGUGGGUUCCAGUGCAUUACUGCAUUCCUGAUCACCCUUUCUGGGUAACAGCAUUCCGUCUGCAGACUAACUUUGAUCCUCCCCUCGAUACACUACACACACACUCUUUCCAAACACCAAUUCGGAGUUAAUAAUAUAUAUCCUCAA
Molecule: messenger RNA, 2731 nt
Organism: Coregonus clupeaformis (lake whitefish)
Lineage: Eukaryota; Metazoa; Chordata; Actinopteri; Salmoniformes; Salmonidae
Product: fibroblast growth factor 18-like
Exons: 5
Coding region: 586-1230 (214 amino acids)
Biological process (GO): positive regulation of cell population proliferation; cell differentiation; fibroblast growth factor receptor signaling pathway
Cellular component (GO): cytoplasm
Molecular function (GO): type 1 fibroblast growth factor receptor binding; growth factor activity; type 2 fibroblast growth factor receptor binding
Source: RefSeq, a predicted model, not a curated record